Messenger RNA from Alosa alosa (allis shad), 2210 nucleotides. RefSeq names its product zinc finger protein 135-like. The transcript is spliced from 4 exons. Gene Ontology annotation, biological process: regulation of DNA-templated transcription. The record is from RefSeq and is a predicted model, not a curated record. Lineage: Eukaryota; Metazoa; Chordata; Actinopteri; Clupeiformes; Clupeidae. Gene Ontology annotation, molecular function: RNA polymerase II cis-regulatory region sequence-specific DNA binding; DNA-binding transcription factor activity, RNA polymerase II-specific. Bases 387 to 1955 code for a protein of 522 amino acids.
UGGAGCUAGACGGAGCGAAAUUCAUCUGGCUAGGGUCAGGUUAGAUUUAUUCAUCUCCCACUCAAAAAAGUAAAAGAUUGUUGAACGAUACACAACUGGUCUGAAAUCUUUGGUCUAUUAAUACCGGUCAUUAUCUUGUAGGCAGGUCAUGGAAAUUCAGUUUUCAGACAGGAAAAUGGAAUGGAAUCAAGGAAUUUUACAUUCUACAGGCCCGUAGGUGGCGGUAAUGCACCUUAUCGUUGGUUAAACGAUAAAAGCCUAAAGAAGAAGAAAAGGAGUUCUAGGGAGUUUUCAGCAGCGCUACAGCUAAGUGCUACUCCAACAUACCCCGUGUUAAGCUAAAGCCUACAAAACGUUGGAUAGGAUCAUCCUAGUGCGUUGGGAACAUGGAUCUCCGAAAUCAGUCAUCUGACUGUAACGUUAACGUUACAGAAACGCAGCAGAUUGACCAGCUGACGGUGAUCGUGAAAGAGGAAGAUAUAAAAGAGGAGGAAUAUGGUCAUUUGACUGCAUUUCAACACGAUGAAGAAAAUCCAGCGCUUCACCAAUCAGACUUUGCAGAGUCCAACGCUGAAACAUUACAGAUAGCAGCGGAGAUUGAAGUGAAGAUUGAAGAGGACGAUGCUCAAGAGCACGAUUAUCUGGUGGAAAGUGCAUCAGAAUAUCCACACGGAACACAACAGAAGAUCCAUGGACAGAAUGAUGAACUUAACCUGCCACGCAAAAAAAAAAGGCACCACUGCACUCACUGCUGGAGGAGUUUCAUAGUCCUGAAAAACCUUAAGAAACAUCAGAAAAAACAUUUUAAAACAUCCUCACAAGUACAAAUACAUUCGGGAAAGAAGCCUCAUAACUGUUUCCAGUGUGGAAAAGGUUUUUUACACACGUCAAGUCUUUCACGCCACAUGCGGGUUCACAAAGGAGAGGAGCAGAGUCGUGAAACACAAGUGCUUGAAACACAGACUGAAGAGAAGCGUUAUAAAUGUUACCAGUGUGGGAAAGGUUUUUCACACACGUCAAGUCUUUCACGCCACAUGCGGGUUCACAAAGGAGAGAUGCCUCAUAAAAGACUUGUGCAAAUGCACACUGGAGAGAAGCCGCAUAAAUGUCGCCAGUGUGAAAAAACUUUUUCACACUCCUUAAUGCUUCAAUACCACAUGGUAAAACAUACGUUGAAGAAGCCUUACGAAUGUUCCCAGUGUGGAAAAGGUUUUCCAUGCCCGUCAAGCCUUUCACGCCAUAAGCGUGAACACAAAGGAGAGACGCCUCAUAAAAGGCUCGUGCUUCCCCCCACUGAGAGGCGUCAUAAAUGUUCCCAGUGUGGAAAGGGUUUUGUACACCCCAUAACACUUAAAUGCCACAUGCUAACACAUAAGGUGGAGAAUCUACACGCUAGAGAGAAGCGUCAUAAAUGUCGCCAGUGUGGAAAGGGUUUUAAGCUUGCGUCAAGUCUUUCUCGCCACAUGCUUUUACACACUGGAGUGAAGCCUCAUAAAUGUUUCCAGUGUGGAAGAGGUUUUGUACACAAGUCAAGCCUUUCACGUCACAUGCUUGAACACAAAGGAGAGAUCCCUAGUGAAACAUUAAUGCCUACACCAACUGUAGAGAAGCCUCAUCAAUGUUCCCAGUGUGGAAGAGGUUUUUCACACACGUCAAGUCUUUCACGGCACAUGCGUUUACACGCAGGAGAGAAGCCUCAUAAAUGUUCCCAGUGUGGAAGAGGUUUUUCAGACACAUCAAGUCUUUCACGCCACAUGUUUGAACACAAAGUAAAACAGGGCCACGGAGAAUACAACGAAAGACACGAAUUGUAUUUGAUCGAGAUAGCACAGAACAGAUGGUCGAUUGAUAGAAUGAUGAACUCAGCCUGCAGCUCAGAGGAAGUUUGCACCACUGUGCCGUCUGUAGAAGGAGUUCAAACAGAACACAGAACGGAAGAUCCACGGACAGAAUGAUGAACUCAACCUGCAACUCCCUCAUUCUAAUUAUAAGUCUCUGUCUCUAUGGUAACUCUUACAGGUGCAUCAGAAUAUCCACACGGAACACAACAGAAGGAAGGCUGUACCAAUGUCUGUACACAGCCCUGAGAGAACUCGAGAAACACCAGCAGACACAUUCUGUAAAUGUACUCAUUUGUGGAAAGAAAUUUACAACAGCAAAAAAUAGUAGACGUCUCGUCGGUCAUGAUAACUAUGAUAACUAAGGUGUGU